AUGAAGUACCUCUUCCUUCGACGUCAUGGCAUCUCCUCUUUGAUGCAACGUCGUCAUAUCGUUACAUCUUCACUCCCAAUUGUACCUCGAACUGAUCGUGAUCGUCAAUUACUAUCUGCAUUACAAGUUUAUUACCGUUUAGAAGGUCAUUUUACUGUCCCAUUUGAAUUUGUCGUACCAUCGAAUGAGGAUGACACGACAACGUCAUCCUUAUGGCCAAAAGAGACUUGGGGAAUGGAUUUAGGCAAACGAUUACGAAUCUUUACACGUGGUCGAAAUAUUCCGUAUACAAGUGCACUAUUGCAAAGUAUUGGUUUUUUAUUUCCCGAUUGGCGAACUUAUGUGUGGGAAAUGCAACUUAUUCCAGGAUUAAAAGUUUUUCAACAGGAAGAAGGUCAUUUAUUUGUACGACAACAUUUUCAAAUACCUUUUGGUGAUACCAAAUGGCCACGAUCAACGUGGGGGGUCAAAUUAGGAUCACAGUGUCAAAUCUUUCGUCGAAAUGCUGAUCACGGUCUUUCCGAGCAACGUAAACAACAAUUAGAUGCUAUGGGUUUUAUCUGGAGUGAUGCUCAAUGGAAAUGGGAAAUGCAAUUUCUUACGGCCUUGAAAAAGUACAAGAACAUUUAUGGACAUUGCAAUGUUCAUCAUACAUUUAAAGUACCGAUGAACGACACUUUUUGGCCACAAGUGAGCUGGGGAUACCGAUUGGGUGUUGCUGUAGCAAAAAUCAAGAAUAAUUUCGAAGAACACAUGCUGUCACCCCAUCAAGUAGCAGAUUUAAAAAAUCUUGGCUUUUUUCAAACAGAACUUGCUUCUGACAUGUGGCGAAAUGCCUUAAUGCCGGCAUUGGAACUUUAUCCGACUUUCUAUGGUGACACAUUCAUUGCACAAGACUUUGUCGUGCCUAGCAACACACCGUGGCCAGAACGUGCAUGGGGAAUCAAGCUGGGAUACAUUGUCAAAACUAUUAACUCGACAGUCAUUUUUCGAGCUGAAAUGGAAAAUGACAAACAAAAGCUAAAAAAGAUUGGCUAUGCAUGGGGCUCGCUAUUCGGGAAGUGGGUCAAGGAGUUACUGCCGGCUCUACGUCUUUACAAGGCUAAGUUUGGCAACUGUGAUAUACCAUCGUGGUGGGUCGUGCCAACGAACGAUGCAUCCUGGCCCAAGGCGCUACGCGGUUAUCAUCUUGGCAAACAAGUGGUUCAAAUCAGGCGUACUGGACGUCGAAAUGCCGCCGUGGCGGAUGUGCUAACGGAGUUGGGUGCUCUUGGUUUCAAGUUCAAUGCAUUCGAAAGUACUUUUGUUGAUCGUGUAUUGCCGGCGUUAGAAGUGUAUGUGAAAAUUUACGGCGAUACGCAUGUGCCUCAAGGCUUCAUCGUGCCAUCCGAGAGCACAUGGCCGCAACCUUCGUGGGGAACAAAGCUUGGUCAUAUUGUACACAAGAUACGCAUUCACCAUCCACACGCGCAACAUGUAGAGUUGUACCGUGAGCGUCUUAAAAAAAUCGGUUUUGUAUGGAGCAUCUAUAAGUCCCCGGCAGCUACUAAGCGCGAUAUCGUAGAUCCCAGUCUUGAGGUCUACAAGGAGAUUAAUGGUGAAGGCGCAGAGAUAUCACGCAAUUUCGUAGUACCUGCAGAUGAUUCGCGCUAUCCAGAUAUUGCUAAAAGAUUCGAGCUAGGCGCGUGGCUCACCCAGUACAACAAGCGCACAAUCGGACUGCUUCCAUUCCAGACACAUGACGACACGAAGAAAACGGUAUUGAUGGACAAUAAGGUCCGUCGUCCUCGCACCGAGAGAAACCUUUCACCUCAUGUCGAACAGUACUGGAAGGAUGUCUUGCUAUGCUCAUUCCAAGUUUAUGCAAAAUUGCAUGGCAGUUGUAAAGACAUGGUCGGCAGCUUUGUUGUACCACACGAGAAACCGUACCCACAGUCUGCUUGGGGGCUUAAUCUGGGCCUUCGAUUGCGCCACAUACGUCACGGCAUUCGUUAUGCCAACGAAAGUGCCAAGUACAAAGACGAGCUUGAAAACUUGGGCGUGCUGCUGGAUGGAGACGCUGUCAUGCUGGAGUCAAAUAUUGGGAAGCAUGCUAGCAAAGAGGGCGGCUUUGAUGAGGAUAAAAGUUUAAACAAUGAAGACUACAGUGAUGAUGAAGACUUUGGUGAUGAAGAUAUAGGCGAUGCUGGUAUCAACGAAGGCAAUACAGCACACAUCAAUUAA
Peronospora farinosa is the source of this 2223-nucleotide messenger RNA. NCBI's taxonomy places the organism in Eukaryota, Oomycota, Peronosporomycetes, Peronosporales, Peronosporaceae. The record is from the annotation of a GenBank genome assembly.